Molecule: messenger RNA, 978 nt
Organism: Penicillium malachiteum
Lineage: Eukaryota; Fungi; Ascomycota; Eurotiomycetes; Eurotiales; Aspergillaceae
Exons: 1
Coding region: 1-978 (325 amino acids)
Source: RefSeq, a predicted model, not a curated record
AUGUCCUCUAAGUUUCAACGCAGUGUUCUUGUCACCGGUGGCACUACCGGUCUAGGAUACCAGUGCGCCCUAGCCAUAGCUCGCGAAUGCCCAACCUAUCAAAUCAUCAUCGCCUCCCGAACUGAUAACGGUGCUGCCGAGACUAUCAACAAACUCCUGGGACACGGCAACGUCCAUUUCAUGCGACUUGACCUCUCAAGUCUCUCCCAGGUGCGCUCAUUCGCCACGGACUGGGAAGCGAAGAACCUUCCUCCGUUAUACUCGCUUGUCUGUAAUGCAGCUCUUCAAUUUCCCGGUGCCGCCGAGUACACAGAUGAUGGCUUCGAAAAGACAUUUGCUGUAAGCCAUGUCGGCCAUGCUCUCCUGUUCUCGCUUCUCCGACCAUAUCUUGCUUCCACGGCCCGUGUCGUAAUUACAGCGAGUGGAACCCAUGACCCAGCGCAGAAAACUGGUAUGCCCUCAGCAUUUUAUCACUCUGCUGCGGAGCUUGCGCAUCCACUGCCUAAGUACACACACGGAAAUGGCCGACAACAUUACACAAAUACCAAAUUAGCCAACGUGUUGUACAUGUAUGCGUUGCACCGCCGCUUCGUGAAGAUCAAUGAGAAGACUGGGAAUCAUUGGACUGUGAAUGCCACUUGUCCGGGACUGAUGCCUGGGACGGGACUUAUUCGAAAUGCAAGCAAAAUUGAGCAGUUUCUUUGGUAUAAAAUCGCACCAUGCUUGAUUCCUCUGAUGCGUGUUUUGAUAUCCUCGAAUAUCCAUACACCACGGCAAUCUGGAGAGGCGUUGAUGAGACUGGCUGUUAGUUCUGAUGUUGAGGGUAUUAGUGGUGCUUAUUUCGAAGGGAGAAAGGAGAUCAAAUCGAGUCAGGAUAGCUACAAUGAGGCUAAGCAAGAGGAUUUGUGGAAAUGGACUAUUGAGGCGGUGGCUCGUGAUGAAGAGAAAUUAUCAUUUUCUCUUCAGGAUUUGCUGUGA